Molecule: messenger RNA, 738 nt
Organism: Aspergillus luchuensis
Lineage: Eukaryota; Fungi; Ascomycota; Eurotiomycetes; Eurotiales; Aspergillaceae
Product: GIG1 family protein
Exons: 2
Coding region: 1-738 (245 amino acids)
Biological process (GO): N-acetylglucosamine metabolic process
Cellular component (GO): cytoplasm
Source: RefSeq, a predicted model, not a curated record
AUGGCUUCCGAGGAACCUCCGGCCUUCAACCUGACCGAGGUUGAUCGUCAAGUUCUCGCGCAGACCGACGAGGAGUUUGUGCUUCAUGACUGGGAGGAUCUCAAGUCCAUCAUCGCACGCAACGAUCUCGGCAUCCUAAAACGGAAACCCUCCGAUCUAACCCGCUACCUAUCCUGGUCACAUAAAACCAAGCAACAAUACGGCUCUAUCACAAACUACAUCUGCCAGAAGCGUCUAGGCUGGACUGCUACUAUCCCCUCUUCCCCAUCUUCCUCAUCCACUACCACCACCCCAUCCACAUCCACCCCAACUUCCUCCAUCACCACAAGCACAGAAACCAGCACCACCACCAGCACCUUCCCCUACAAAAACCCCAUCCCGUUCGCAGACCCAUCCGAUUACAAGAUCCUGCGCAACGACUGGCCCUACGGUCUCGCGCCGGGGAUCUCGCAUAUUGUAGUGUGGUUGCGGACCCCCGUGGCCGUUAAGGAAGAGAACGGGGACGUGACGGAUGAGUCGCGGGCGUUGAUCGAGGCGUUUGUGCAGAGGACGUUUGUGGAUGCGGUGGUGAGGGAUGAAGGGGUGAGUGAGGCGGAGGCGCGGGAUCGGGUGCUGUGGUUUAAGAACUGGGCGGCGUUGCAGAGUGUCAGGAGUUUGGAACAUGUUCAUGUUUUGGUGAGGGAUGUGUCGGAGAGGUUGUUGGUUGAGUGGACCGGGGAGGAGGGGGUUACGCGGUAA